GAGGCGGCCGCGGACCGCGGGGGCUCCGCACCGGCUCCGCGCUCGGCCUGCGCCUUUUCCGCCGCGAGGGAUCGCGGCCCGCCGGCUGCUUCCGAGGAGUUGCGUAACUGGGGGAGCCGAGCAGUAGGAUGAGCUCUCCUGUGGAUCCCAGGAUCAAACAGGCGCUGCGGAAGAAACCUUCGGAGAGGACCCAGGAGGACUUAAAUACUAUCUAUUCUUUCCUUCAUGGACUGGACAUACUCUCACAUUUCAGGGAACAUCAACUAAGAAUAAUGUCAUCAAGUGCCCGCUAUGAAAGGUACAAGGGCAACCAAGUUCUCUUUUGCUCAGAAACUAUUGCAAGAUGCUGGUAUAUACUGCUUUCGGGAUCUGUGCUGAUGAAGGAUUCCAUGUUUUUACCACCUUGCAGUUUUGGCAAGCAGUCUGGAGGAAAACGAGGAUGCGAAUGUAUCAUAUUGGAGCCUUCAGAAAUGAUUGUGGUUGAGAACUCCAAAGACAAUGAAGAAAGCAUCUUGCAAAGAGAGGUUCCUCUCAGGCAGUCUCGCCGACGGUUCAGGAAGAUCAACCAGCGGGGAGAGCGGCAGACCAUCACCGACAAUGUGGAUUCCAGUAGUUACCUCUCGCUUCCAGCUGAUCUUACCAAGAUGCAUCUUACAGACAAUCCUCACCCUCAGGUGACUCAUGUCCCUUCGAGCCAGUCUGGAUGCAGCAUCGCCAGUGACUCUGGGAGCAGCAGCCUGUCUGAUAUUUAUCAGGCUACAGAAAGUGAGAUGGGAGAUGUUGAUUUAACAGGUCUUCCAGAAGCACCUGUAGAUUCUGAAGAUGAAGAAGAAGAAGAAGAUGAAGAUAUUGACAGAACUUCAGAUCCACUUCUAGGGAGAGAUGUUGUACGAGAGUGCCUUGAGAAAGAGCCUGCGGAUAAAACAGAUGAUGAUAUUGAACAAUUAUUGGAAUUUAUGCAUCAGCUCCCUGCCUUUGCAAACAUGACUAUGUCUGUAAGAAGAGAACUUUGUUCUGUGAUGAUAUUUGAAGUGGUAGAACAAGCGGGAGCCAUCAUACUGGAAGAUGGGCAAGAACUCGAUUCUUGGUACGUUAUUUUAAAUGGCACAGUGGAAAUCAGCUAUCCUGAUGGGAAAAGCGAGAGUCUCUGUAUGGGUAAUAGUUUUGGAAUUACUCCCUCUCUGGACAAACAGUACAUGAAUGGCGUGGUUAGAACCAAAGUCGAUGAUUGUCAGUUUGUGUGUAUAGCGCAGCAAGACUACUGGAGGAUACUGAACCAUGUGGAAAAAAACACUCAUAAAGUGGAGGAAGAAGGAGAAAUUGUUAUGGUAAAAGAACACAGGGAGCUGGAUCGCAGCGGGACCAGGAAAGGGCACAUAGUUAUCAAGGCAACACCUGAGCGACUCAUCAUGCAUUUAAUAGAAGAGCAUUCUAUUGUGGAUCCAACUUACAUAGAAGAUUUCCUUUUAACGUACAGAACGUUUCUAACAAGCCCCUUAGAAGUUGGGAAUAAACUCCUGGAGUGGUUCAAAGUGGACAGCCUCAGGGAUAAGGUUACCAGAGUCGUCUUACUGUGGGUGAACAACCAUUUUAAUGAUUUUGAAGGAGAUCCUGCUAUGACUCGAUUUCUGGAAGAAUUUGAAAAAAACUUAGAAAAUACGAAAAUGAAAGGACAUCUCAGAUUACUGAAUAUUGCUUGUGCUGCCAAGGCAAAAUGGAGACAAAUUACCCUGCAAAAACCUUCUAGAGACUCGCCGCUCUUCUUCAGCCUCCUUGGAGGAAGUGACAAAGGUUUUGGUAUUUUUGUAGAGACUGUAGAAAUGGGCAGUAAAGCAGCAGAAGCUGGACUGAAGCGUGGUGAUCAGAUAAUGGAAGUAAAUGGACAGAAUUUUGAGAACAUUACGUUUGUAAAAGCUCUGGAAAUCUUAAGGAACAAUACACAUCUCUCCAUUACUGUAAAAACAAACAUUUUUGUGUUCAAAGAGCUGCUUUGCAGGAUAGGACAAGAAAAGAAUGGAAUUCCACAUAUUCCCAAAAUUGCUGAAAAGAAAAACAACCGUUAUUCCAUCCCAGAUAUGCCUGGAGAUGUGGAGCAGAUGUUUCCACGUGAAAAAGGGAACAAGAAAAUCAAAGCAAACACUGUAUCUGGUGGGAGAAACAGAAUCAGGAAAAUUUUAGACAAGACACGGUUCAGCAUCUUGCCUCCAAAACUGUUUAGUGACGGUAGCGUGAGCCAGUCGCAGGACGAUAGCAUCGUUGGAACGCGGCAGUGCAGGCACAGCCUGGCGAUCAUGCCUAUUCCUGGGACCCUCUCGUCUAGCAGCCCUGAUCUGUUGCAGCCUACGACUAGCAUUCUGGAUUUCUCUAAUCCUUCAGAUAUUCCAGAUCAAGUAAUCAGAGUUUUCAAAGCAGAUCAACAGAGCUGUUACAUUAUCAUCAGCAAAGACACUACAGCCAAAGAAGUUGUGAGCCACGCUGUGCAUGAGUUCAACCUGACGGGAGCCCCGGACACCUACUCGCUCUGUGAAGUGUCUGUCAGCCCGGAGGGGGUCAUAAAGCAAAGGAGGCUUCCGGAUCAGUUCUCAAAACUGGCGGACAGGAUUCAACUCAAUGGACGGUAUUACCUGAAAAACAAUAUGGAGACGGAGACACUAUGCUCCGAUGAGGAUGCUCAAGAGUUACUGAGAGAAAGCCAAAUCUCCCUUCUGCAGCUUAGCACCAUUGAGGUUGCCACGCAGCUUUCUAUGAGAGACUUUGAGUUAUUUCGUAAUAUUGAGCCUACAGAAUACAUUGAUGACCUUUACAAGCUGGACUCCAAAACAGGAAACGCUCGCCUAAAACAGUUUGAGGAUGUCAUAAAUCAAGAGACGUUCUGGGUUGCCAUGGAAAUUUUAGCAGAGCCCAACCAACUCAAAAGAAUGAAGAUUAUUAAGCAUUUCAUUAAAAUUGCCCUCCACUGUCGAGAAUGCAAGAAUUUCAAUUCCAUGUUUGCAGUUAUAAGUGGGUUAAAUCUAGCACCAGUAGCACGUCUCAGAGGUACUUGGGAGAAGUUACCAAGCAAGUAUGAAAAACACCUUAGAGACCUUCAAGAUCUUUUUGAUCCAUCUAGAAACAUGGCAAAAUACCGCAACAUCCUUAGCAGUCAGAGCAUGCAGCCUCCAAUUAUUCCACUCUUUCCCGUUGUCAAGAAGGAUAUUACAUUUCUACACGAAGGAAAUGAUUCAAAAGUGGAUGGCCUGGUAAAUUUUGAGAAACUCAGAAUGAUCGCCAAAGAAAUCCGCCAAGUUGUCAGGAUGACCUCGGCGAACAUGGAUCCGGCCGUGAUGUUCAGACAAAGGAAGAAGAGGUGGAGAAGUUUGGGGUCUCUGAGCCAGGGCAGUACAAACUCAAACAUGCUCGAUGUACAGGGAGGCGCUCACAAGAAACGUGCCCGACGCAGCUCGCUUCUGAAUGCCAAGAAACUGUAUGAGGAUGCCCAGAUGGCAAGGAAGGUGAAGCAGUACUUGUCCAACCUGAAUGUAGAAACAGAUGAAGAAAAGAUCCAAAUACUGUCACUUCAGUGUGAGCCUGCAUAUAGCACUCUGACCAAGAAUUUAAGUGAGAGAAGAGGGACAAAAUCCUCAGAAAUGUCUCCAGUACCAAUGAGAUCAACUGGCCAAACCACCAAAACCCAUCAGCAUCAACAAAACAGAAUGAGUCAAGUGCUUCAGGUUCCCUCUGUGAACUUGUACCCCAGCAGGAAAAAGGGACUAACGAAGGAGCAUGUCACAUUCAGUACAGGCUCCCCACAGAAGUCAUUAAGCUUGUCUGAGGAAGUAAGUAGUAAGAAACAAACAGAUGACACUAUGUCUAUGGCAUCUUCUUUGCACUCCAGCCCUCCUGCUUCUCCUCAGGGCUCUCCCCGCAAAGUUGGUAACAUCCAGAGGUCUGAUAACUGCAGUCAGAUGAACCUGUCUGGGUCUUCCUCAUCACUUGCCAGUGAGGCCAGCAACAAGAACAGUGGACAGCGCAGCUAUGGAAUAGGCUAUGCCCUCAUACCUUCCACUAAGUCUGAUAACUUCUCGGAUUCCAGUCACAGCGAGAUUUCCUCCCGCUCCAGCAUAGUGAGUAACUGCUCGGUGGACUCCAUGUCCGCAGCGCUGCAGGAUGAGAGGAGUUUGCCCCAGUCUCUCAUCGUCGUGGACUCGAUGGGGGCAGAAAGGAAGGAGCAUCCGCAGCCGCUAGCCGAUUACACCCAGCCUUGCCCGGGCUGGUCCCUCAGUAGGCCUGCCCUAAUCAGAGGGAUGGCUUUCACCUCGUCCAUGAGCAGUGAGGAGAUCUCCCACGAACACAUCAUGGUCGAGGCGGCAGACAGCGGCCGGGGAAGCUGGACUUCGUGCUCAAGUAGUUCUCACGAUAACUUCCAGAAUAUCCCAAACCAGAAGAGCUGGGAUCUCCUCAAUUCUUACCGUCACACCCAGCUGGACGGACCUAUAGCUGAAGUUGAUCCCACAAAUUGUUACUCUGAGGAGGCUUAUUUAUAUUCUGAACCCUUUUCCAAAAAUAACAGGCAGUCGAAAGCCAACCUGGAAGUCGAUCAGUCUCGGCAGAGCUGGGCCUCCUCCAGCUCCCUCUCAGACACGUACGAGACAAACUAUGGGACGAUUAAGCGGAGGGGGCUGGAGAACUCUACAGCGGAGCAGACAGAGGUUUUGGACUCUAAACCAGGCUCCGAUACAACUUACAAAACUGUUACUUCAAGUACCGAAAAAGGCCUAAUAGUGUACUGUGUCACCUCACCUAAGAAGGACGAUAGGUAUAGGGAGCCACCGCCCACCCCUCCGGGAUACAUGGGGAUUUCUUUAGCAGACAUAAAGGAAGGAUCGCCCCAUCACCCGCACCUCAAACCUCCAGACUAUAGUGUGGCAGUGCAGAGGUCAAAGAUGCUGCACGGUGACCUCUCUAGACUUUCAUCGGCUUCUCUCGGUAGUGACCCGGUGGCCUGUAUGUCCUCGAAGACGCCUCAGUGGCAUGGUCGGCAGCCGUCCAGCCCCAAGCUAGCAGAUGUGACUGACGCAGAUAGUGAAGAGGAUGAAGACGAACAAGUAUCAGCAGUGUAACGAUUGGGCUAUCUGUGUAAACCACUUCGAACCCGCAGGGCGUGGGAAGAAGGACCACACGAUUCUGUUAGCUAACGCUAACAACUUGCUGCUACUAACCUCAGAUGUUGUGUUUGCCUCUGCCAUGGACAAGAUGCAACUGGCUGGCUCAUACAGCUCUGCCUUGCUUCAGUCUGCCACAGCCGAAGAGAAGUAUUUCUGCCCGUGAAAUGGGCAACAGUUUUCAAAGCACGGACGGACCAGCUGGGUACUGAAACCAGUAUCACGAGAUGGACCAGUCUUCAUGCUUUUGGGGGGGGUCUAGUCGUUGACACCACUUGAAGCUUGGAAGCUUUCUUCUGUAUAAUACCGUAUAAUCCUUUGGUAGUUUUCCAUCAUCAUCAUUUUCUACGUUAUAAAUCUAAGAGUAUUAUUUUAUGAACUUCAGAAAAAUAUCACAAUGUCAGCAAAACUGAGGGACACUGCUGCAGUAUCUAAAAGUAAUUUAUUAAUUUAAAAAUGUUUUGGGGAAUUUCCUUUAUUUUUUGUUGAGCGUGCUCUGGUUGGCUAAUACGCAUUUAAUCGAUGUGAGAGUAAGCUGGCUACAUGUAAACCCUUGUGCUCUCAAAAUAACCACAGAGAACUAGGGGCCCAUGCAAUGGGACGUUAUCAGGUGCAGAAAGACUUGGAGUUUAGGGCGUUGGGGGGGUUGAAUACUAAACCUUAAAGGAAGUAGUAGUCUGGUACAGCCUGUCCGCGCUGGGCGUGGAGGCACUGCCGCCUGCUGGUCCUCUCUGCGAAGGACGAAGCCAAACCCUGCAGCCCUGCGCCUCCUCCUUGGAGAUGUUCUGAUUGCCAGCUGAGGAGGCUGCUGGCCUUCUCCUCCCACCUGGAGUGAUCCUUCGGGCUGUGGAAGCUGGAGCUCAGAGGGAGCUGCUGGGGAAGUCUGAAGCGUCCUCAGAAGAGCUUCAGCCAGAUCUUCCCUGCAGAGUUCAGCGUGCAAAGCGUCUGGCUAGAAAUCCAGACUAGGCGGGGUUGUGGGUUUUAAGAUCAUCCCAUGCAAUCUGGCCUUUUACCAGAGUUUACCCAGGAUUUAGGUGCAAAGGUUACCUAAAAUAAAAUCAUCACCUCCUUUGCACAGGAAAAUUUACAAAACUGAACAUUAAAUGACACAAUACUCAUAUAUCUAUAUAAUAAACUGUAUGAUUGAGUCCCCAGAUCUGUUGUGCUCAUCUGGAGAAUACAGGUGGUCUCAAGGCCACCUUUAGUUUUUAAUCUUAGGUUAAAAUCCUGAUGUUGCUCAUGUCAAUGAAAGUUUUGACUUCAAGUCAGUAUUAACAUGUGAUAAUGUAGUUUGAUAGGGUCAGAUAAAUUGCUUAUUUGAUUUUACCUAGCCAACCAGAGUGCGUAGGGGUAAAACUGGAAAUACCCGCAUUUUCUUUCUUCUAGCACAUGAUGCCCCAUUCUAGUGUUAAAAUCAGACAUGAAUGUGUGAAUAUGUAUUUAAACAUUUAAUUGUAAAUCUUUGUUGUGAUGUUUACAGCCUAAGCUAGAAAGAAGAUGUUUGUCAUUUUUACAGUGCCUCAAAAAUUAUUUUUACAUCCUAAGUUGUGAAGAGCUUUAAGGUUUUUUUUUUUCUUUUUUUGUAUGUGUAUGUGGGGUGCAAGGUGAAUGCAGCAUUUUCUGCAAAUGCUACAAGUACCAAAAACGACCCAAAGCCUUUGAUGUGCUUUCCCCGUAUCAGGUUGGGUGAAUGCGCGUGACCACCCUGUGCUCGCGUUCAUGACUGUGCCGGGUUCAAUACCGCCCUGAAGCUGAACUUACCCUGUAUUGAUUAUUACUCUGAAGUCCUAAAUCAGCCGUGAGCUGCAACCCUGACAAAGGGGGGCCUAAUUCAUAAUUAAUUAGUUGGCUAUGUUAAUUUUUGGCACAAGCAUCUGAGGAGUAGAUGGUUUAAAAAAAAGAGCAAUCAUAGUAAAAAGGAGUGGAGGUUUUUCAUUAAAAAAUGCAUUUUGCUUUCUUGAGGCCUUAAUGAAUAUAACAAAUUUGCACAGGCCUUAAUGAGUAAAAAUUAAUCUAAGUGUCGAAACAGUGCAAGCAGAACAACUGUUUUCAACACAUGCAAUGCUGAUAUUACUGUUAAACUGGUAUUUUGUGGGAUAUAAAUCAAAAGUUCUAGCAAUCCCACUGUAAGCUGCUGCUUAACUUUUUGAAGUGCAGUGCACAAGCUUAAUGAUUCAUCAGAAGAUCACGUGUUUUGUGCCAGGUAAAUUAAAUGAUAACCUUUCCGUGACCUCAGAUUUUGAACUGUAGUUUUUCAGCCUCUUGGACACGAGUAGAAGGGAUAAAGGGUGGCUGUUAAAGUGACUUCCGUCUCCCCAGCGAGCCUCGGAGGGCUUUCCUCGCCGUCGCGCUGCGAUCCCCGGGACCCCGGCCCCAGCGGCUGGCGGCCCGCGCGAGCCGCGUCUGCGGAAAUUGCCCGUUUAAGCCCGAUGUUUGCCCAUCAGCAGCAUCAGUCUGUUCUGCAGUACUUUUCAGGACACUGAAAAGUUUUUAAAGUGAGCGAAAGUCUUGCUAAUCAUAUUUUCCUAAUGUCCAAUACAGCUGAUGUAAAUAAAUCACGCGUAAACUAUUGACAGACGCGCUCCUCCUCCUGCUUCUCCGCACUUGCACAGUGUGGCUUGCCUUUGCUUGUCCUGGCUGUGAUAUUUUUUGUUUGUUUGUUUGUUUUUUUAAAUCAACCGAUCACAUUGAUCGGGGCUGAUAGCCAAAUGUAGUGUGUCUGGUAUGGGUUUGAAGAGACAUUGUCCCUUUCUUCAGUAAUUAAAAGGGAAGUCAGACUGUGGCUAGUACUGGUUAUACACUGCUUUAUUGAAGUGAUGUCUUCUGGAUCACAGGUUUUUUUAAUUAGUACCUGCGCUGGGUUCCCUCAAUUCCUUUCCUCUUUCCUCGUCUGACUUGUGAUGGAUGAUUAAGAUGCCUGAAGUGAUGCUCUUCCACUGCCAUGCCGGGAUUUGCUGCUUUUCUCCUGUUCGUUUGCUUGUGGCUUGUUGUGGGUGAAAGAUUUGUUUCAACUAUUUGUGGUUUAAACAUUAAGUAUUUCCUCGUGCUAUUUAAACCAUGAUCUUCAAAUAAUUCACAAAGAGACGUCGCAGCUCUGUGAACUGAACUGGCCUCUGCAGUUGCCGAAAAGGGAAAAUUAGAUCAGUGAGUCUCCGCGGACUGGUUUCACCUCCCAUACGUACGAUAUAAUGAAAAAGAAAUUUCUGCAGAUACUUGCAGUAUGUUUUCUUUGAGAUGCGUACGUGUAGGAAGGGAGGGGGAUUUGCUAACGACUGGCACCGUGAUGCUUUCCUUGGCUCGCUUGUUCUGCCCUUACUGGCGCGAGCGGUGUCGUAGUGGCCGCAGCGGGAGGAAAUACAAAUUUGUUGUUUAAGUUUUUAUAAAGCAUCAGAAUUAUAUAUAUAUUUUUUGAGAUAUACUUACCACAGCCUUCCCCAAAACAGAAGAAGAAAGGGAUACUCUCUCUUCAGAAAAGCUUUACACAUUAUAUUUUAGGGCGCUUGUAUAUAGGGUGAUCUACCUGGGAUUCCCAUUGCAGCUUCCGCUUACGUUGUGCUUUUCAUUGUUUUAUCUUUAUUUUUGAUAUCCCUGGAAUGCAGUUUAGCUUGGUAUUAAUUAAAUUUUAAAUGUGUGAGCAUAUUGGCAAAACUGCACAGAUGUAAUGAUAUUCCAAUAGCAAUUGUACUGCACAAGUCAGUGAUUGUAAAGUAUUCUGUAACAAGCAAUGUUUGUCUCCUAUUUUUUGAUACCUCUUACACUUAUGUCUUUUAGAAAGACAGUGCCUCUGUAUGCUUUUUGUAUUUUUACUGAGUGAUUGUAAAUAUUUGUUAUA
This is a messenger RNA of Rhea pennata, 8973 nucleotides long. It is a transcript of the gene RAPGEF6, whose product is annotated as Rap guanine nucleotide exchange factor 6. The record is from RefSeq and is a predicted model, not a curated record. Gene Ontology annotation, biological process: small GTPase-mediated signal transduction. Lineage: Eukaryota; Metazoa; Chordata; Aves; Rheiformes; Rheidae. The coding region runs from base 129 to 5099 and encodes 1656 amino acids. The transcript has 30 exons. Gene Ontology annotation, molecular function: guanyl-nucleotide exchange factor activity; protein binding.